Molecule: messenger RNA, 2462 nt
Organism: Xiphophorus maculatus (southern platyfish)
Lineage: Eukaryota; Metazoa; Chordata; Actinopteri; Cyprinodontiformes; Poeciliidae
Gene: acox1
Product: acyl-CoA oxidase 1
Exons: 14
Coding region: 120-2105 (661 amino acids)
Biological process (GO): very long-chain fatty acid metabolic process; lipid homeostasis; fatty acid beta-oxidation using acyl-CoA oxidase
Cellular component (GO): peroxisome
Molecular function (GO): FAD binding; fatty acid binding
Source: RefSeq, a predicted model, not a curated record
GCGCAGUAGAGACACUAACCAGGUCCAGCAGGUUACCGGAGUACCUCCACUUAUUAUUCGACACUUUUUAGCUCAUUUUUCGCCUGUAAAGACGAGGCUUUCGCUCAAUUCGCAGAGCCAUGAAUCCUGAUAUCACACGAGAACGUCAAAAUGCUUCGUUUGACGUCGAAAAACUUACGUACAUUUUGGACGGAGGCCCGGAAAAGACUAAAAGAAGACGACAAAUUGAGGCGCUGGUUUUCAGUGACCCAGAUUUCCACGAGGACGACCCAAACUUCCUGUCUCGCAGCGAACGCUACGACCAGGCCGUUCGAAAAAGCGCCCAGAUGGUCCUGAAGCUCAGAGAGUACGGCAUCGCCGACCCGGAGGAAAUCUAUUACUACAAAAGUUGUGUUCACCCCGGCAGGCCAUCGCCCUUGGACCUCCAUUUGGCGAUGUUCCUGCCCACGCUGCUCAACCAGGCCAGCCCGGCUCAAAUGGACCGGUUCUUCAUGCCCGCCUGGAACCUAGAGAUCAUCGGCACCUACGCUCAGACCGAGAUCGGCCACGGGACACACCUGAGAGGCCUGGAGACCACAGCCACGUACGAUCCGGCCACCCAGGAGUUUGUGUUGAACAGUCCCACCGUCAGCUCCAUCAAAUGGUGGCCUGGAGGACUUGGGAAGACCUCCAACCAUGCCAUCGUUUUGGCCCAGCUGUACAGUUUGGGAAACUGCCACGGUCUGCAUGCGUUCAUCGUUCCCAUCCGUGACAUGAAGACUCAUGAACCUCUGCCGGGAAUCGUAGUCGGUGAUAUUGGCCCCAAGUUUGGCUUUAAUGAAGUUGAUAACGGAUUUCUGAAAUUGGAGAAUGUGAGGAUUCCUCGAGAGAAUAUGAUGAUGAAAUACUCCAAGGUGGAGCCGGACGGGACGUACGUGAAGCCGCCCAGUUCCAAGCUGACCUACGGCACCAUGGUGUUCGUCCGCUCCAUGAUUGUAGGCGAGUCGGCUCGCACCCUGUCCAAGUCCUGCACCAUCGCCAUCCGCUACAGCGCCGUGCGCCACCAGUCUGAGAUCCGGCCGGGAGAACCAGAGCCUCAGAUCCUGGACUACCAGACGCAGCAGUACAAGCUCUUCCCUCUGCUCUCCAUGGCUUACGCGUUCACGUUUGUCGGCCAGUACAUGACAGAGAUAUACCACCGGAUCUCUGAAGACAUCAGCCAGGGAGACUUCAACCAGCUGCCCGAGCUCCAUGCCCUCUCUGCGGGCCUGAAGGCCUUCACCACCUGGGAAACCAACUCCGCCAUCGAGGUGUGCCGCAUGUCGUGCGGCGGCCACGGUUACUCCCGCAGCAGUGCCUUGCCCGAUAUUUACGUAGAGUUUACCCCAACCUGCACCUAUGAGGGCGAGAACACAGUCAUGAUGCUGCAGACUGCAAGAUAUCUGGUGAAGAGCUACCGGCAGGCUGAAAAGGGCCAGCAGCUGAGCGGCAUUGUGUCGUACCUGAACGAGUCCCAGAACCGGAGGGUCCAGCCGCAGGCCGUGGCCUCCAGGCGCCCCCUGGUGGACAUCAAUGACCUGAGCAGCCUGGUGCAGGUCUACCAGCAGAGAGCUGCAACUUUAGUUGAAAUGGCGGCGAAAAGCAUCCAGCAGGAGCUGCAGCGCAGGAAGUCACAGGAGGACGCCUGGAACAACAGCGCUAUCGACCUGGUCAGAGCCUCAGAUGCCCACUGUCACUAUGUUGUGGUGAAAGUCUUUAAUGACAAGCUAAAAGGCGUUGGGGACACAGCAAUACACUCUGUGCUGUCAACGCUGGCUCUGCUCUAUGCCAUGCAUGGAAUCACAAAGAACUCUGGAGACUUUCUGCAGACUGGACUGGUGAGCGUGCCCCAGGUUCUGCAGAUUUCGGUUCGUAUCAAAGAGCUUCUGUCCCAGCUGCGACCCAACGUUGUGGCGCUGGUCGAUGCCUUCGACAUCCACGACAAGAAGCUGAAUUCGGUUCUGGGACGCUACGACGGAAACGUCUACGAGAACAUGUUCGAGUGGGCUCGCCGCUCACCUCUUAAUGCCGCAGAGGUCCAUGAAUCCUUCCAGAAGUACCUGAAGCCGCUGCGGUCCAAACUGUAAGCUGAUGAAACGGACCUCCACCAAAGGCUGGGAACCUUUAGCUGCACAAACCUCCUCUGUAGUAACUAGUUAAAUCAACCCUGUGAUGGAUUUCUCUGCUGGUAUUUAUGGCAGUUUUAGCACUCCAUCCAUGUCAGUUUAACUCAACAAACGCAACUAAAUUCCUGGUAGACGGCAGAUAACUCUGGAGCGUCAUGGUGGUGAUGGGGAAAUAGACCCAAAAUGUCUUUCAUCACCAGAUACAGACAUUUUUAAAACAAACAAAGAAGAAAUGACAAUUAAAAAUACAUGAUAAACAGUCAAACAGUUUUAUUUAAAUUCUGCUGAUAUGAUUCCAAUAAUAAAUAGUUAAUGAAA